AUGCCUGAUAUCUCAACGCCCUCCGCAUUUGAUGGUUUGGACUGGCCUGAGAGUGAUAUUGACUGGGCAUCGGCGACGGUGUACCACUACUGUUUCAUUGGUCUCUUCACUUUGGUGCACAUCGGUCUGUACUGCACUGGAGG
Molecule: messenger RNA, 143 nt
Organism: Sphaeroforma arctica JP610
Lineage: Eukaryota; Ichthyosporea; Ichthyophonida
Exons: 2
Source: RefSeq, a predicted model, not a curated record